Beta vulgaris subsp. vulgaris (sugar beet) is the source of this 1491-nucleotide messenger RNA. RefSeq names its product 12-oxophytodienoate reductase 3. Gene Ontology annotation, biological process: jasmonic acid biosynthetic process; oxylipin biosynthetic process. The record is from RefSeq and is a predicted model, not a curated record. NCBI's taxonomy places the organism in Eukaryota, Viridiplantae, Streptophyta, Magnoliopsida, Caryophyllales, Amaranthaceae. Gene Ontology annotation, molecular function: oxidoreductase activity; FMN binding. The coding region runs from base 35 to 1207 and encodes 390 amino acids. The transcript has 4 exons. Gene Ontology annotation, cellular component: peroxisome.
UCAUGAGCAAUCAAUGACACUGACCUGAUGUAAAAUGAAUAUGAAGACCAAGGAAGAAACAAGAGGGGAAGAGGUGGAGAAUAAGGAUGAUCUGCUAAGUUCAUACAAGAUAGGGAAGGUCGUGGAACUAUGCCUGUCUCACCGAGUGGUUAUGGCUGCUAUGACGCGCUGUCGGGCAUUAAACGGCAUCCCUAAUGAAGCCAUGGUUGAGUAUUACUCUCAGCGAGCUACUCACGGUGGUCUUCUCAUAACUGAAGGCACUUUCAUUUCUGACACUGCUCAUGGGUAUCCUCACUGUCCAGGGAUUUACCAGGAGGAACAAGUGGAAGCGUGGAAGAAAAUUACUGAUGCUGUUCAUGCAAAAGGAGCUUACAUUUUCUGCCAAUUGUGGCAUGUAGGGCGAGCCUCGCACUCUGCAUACCAACCUGGAGGCGCAGCACCGAUAUCCUCGACAAGCAAGCCUAUAUCAAGUAGGUGGAAAGUAAUAUUGCCAGACGGAUCACAAUCUGAUUAUUCAACUCCCCAAGCUUUACCUUCUUCUGAGAUCCCAGAGAUCAUUGAUCAAUAUCGUCAGGCAGCCAUUAAUUCCAUUCAAGCAGGUUUCGAUGGGGUUGAGCUUCACGCAGCCUAUGGUUUCCUAAUUGACCAAUUCUUGAAAGAUGGAGUCAAUGAUAGGACAGACCAGUAUGGUGGGUCCCUUGAGAACCGAUGCAGAUUUUUGAUGCAGAUUCUCGAUGCUGUAGUAGAAGCAAUUGGGAUUGAGAGAAUUGGAGUGAAGAUAUCACCAACAAUGUACACCCAAGAUGCUCAUGAUUCUGACCCACUUGCCCUGGGCUUGGCAGUGGUGAAGAGACUUAACAAACAGCAAGAAGAAAUAGGAUUUAAACUUCCUUACCUCCAGAUUCAAGCAGGAACACUUUCCCAUGGGAUUAGUGAAAGCGAAGCUCAGGUGCUGAGAGAACUGAGGAGAGCAUACCAUGGAACCUUCAUGAUUAGUGGAGGAUUCAAUAAAGCGCUGGGGAUGAAAGCCAUUGCUGAACAGGACGCUGAUCUGAUUGCUUAUGCCCGGUUUUUCCUCUCAAACCCUGAUCUAGUCAGGCGGUUUGAGAUCGAUGCACCAUUGAAUGCAUUUGAUGCUGCUACAUUCUACACCCAUGAUCCUGUGGUAGGUUACACUGAUUACACCUUUAUAGAUGGAAAACAGUGAACCCUGAUAGAAUGACAAUCAGCUCGUAAACAAGGAUGAUAAGAAGAUGCUGGACUGGUGCAGAAUGAGAAUGACUGGUAUAUUUCUUACAAGUGAAUCAAAGAUGAAAAGAAGAUACAAAUGAAACUUCUUUUUUCAUUCAUUUUUGAAUUACAAUCUUCCUGAAUAAACACAAACCGCUCUUUAAAAUGAUUUGCGCUUCACAAUCUACUCCUGUAUGGCAUGUAACAUACACUUUUUUGUGCCAAUAAUAAUAGACUACUAAAUCGUUUCCCACAAUGUAA